GCCAGGGAUAAGAGAAUUCUGCUUCCCCGCUUCAAGUGUGCGGCGACAAUCUUCCAAAUGUGUACAUCGCCUUCGUGAUAGGGCUCAUUAUCAUUCCGGCCAAACGUCUCAACUUCACUGUAGAGCGAAAAAAUUUCUGAUCCGGGAUACCUCCAGUCGUGCAGGAUGUUAAGGUGAUCUCUGCGUCAAAUGAUCAUUUAGGCAGAGCAUAUCCCCUAGGAUCCUCAUGCUCUGCUGGCGCAGGCUGGUCUUGAUUACCGAAUACCCUUGAAAUACGCAUCCAGUUCAACUGCAAUGUGGGCUGGCCUGGCCAGUCGGAUAAGACUCAACGUAAUUACGGCUUUUCUCGUUCUAAACCAUUGCUAAACUUCGCUUUGCACAUAUGCGAGUUUAUGGUCAAUGCGAACACUACCAUUCAUCAGAGGACUACUUCUGAAUCAUAGGAUUAACGUUCGUCACAUGAACGCACGAUCUGCCAAGCCGGAGAAAAGAACGACCUUCUCGCAUGUUGAUGCGUACGUCGAUGUUCAUGCCAAGAGCAACUCGCAACAGCGUCGAUAUGGGUCUAGGCGAUGUUCACGACUAAAGGAGCGUUGUCGCAAAAUUAAGAUACCGGGGUAAAUUUAACCUUCUGACGUUGGUGCCUGGAGAAGCACCGC
Messenger RNA from Fomitiporia mediterranea MF3/22, 659 nucleotides. RefSeq lists its product as uncharacterized. The transcript is spliced from 2 exons. The record is from RefSeq and is a predicted model, not a curated record. The coding region runs from base 400 to 621 and encodes 73 amino acids. NCBI's taxonomy places the organism in Eukaryota, Fungi, Basidiomycota, Agaricomycetes, Hymenochaetales, Hymenochaetaceae.